AUGUCACAAAAAAGUAAUAGAAAUAUUGAAACAUGGAAAAUUGCAGUUUCUCUUGAAAAUAUUAUUUUAACUGCAAAAGGAGUUUCAGGAGUAACAUUAUAUAUUCAAUGGAAAUGUGGAAAAGAAAGUGGAAUAUUACCACGAUCAAUUUGUGUUGAUGGAAAAGCAAGUUUAGGAGAAUUUUCAUUUGAAGAAAAGAUUCGACGAGAUAUCAAAAAGUAUAGAUAUUUAAAAAAGACAUUACAUAUAACACUUAUUCAAGUACUUAAAAAUAAAAAACAAGCAGUUGGAACAAUUGAACUUAAUUUAGCACUUCAUUUAGAAAAUCAAAAUAAAGAAGAAGUUGAAUUACCUAUUGCAAAUGGAAGACUUAAAUUUGAUUUAGAAAUAUUAACAGAUGCAACACCUAUGACUAUUAAAGAUACUGUAAUUAAUUUUGAUGAUAUUGUUGAUGAAAUACAACAAUUAGAAGAUGAUAUUAAUGAACAAAAUAUAGAAAAAGAGAAAUUAAUAAAUGAUAUUGAUGAUUUAACAUAUCAAGUUCAAGUAUUAAAAAGAAAUAGAGUUGAAGAAGGAGAUGUUACAUUAGAAGAAAAUCAAUUUAUUGUUGAAGAAAUGUUCUUAAGUAAAAUGACAUUUUCAGAUAAACAACAUCCAUUAACAGGAGAUAUUAUUUUUGAUAAGUUAAGUGAAAAUAAAGCAAUUCGUCCAGAAAAACAAAAAUUUCUUAAUAAAAUUGUUCAAUCAUUAAAAUCAAUUUCUAUUAUAUCAUUAGAAACACCAAAAAGAAAUAUUUAUUGGAUUGGUGUAAAUGCAUUAUUAGUUAAAAGAAUUAAUACUGAAAUUAUAUCAAAGAAUUUAAGUGAUAAAAAUGUUCAUACUCGAUUUGUUAAUAAUUUAUUUAAACAAUUAAAUAAUAGUUUAUUAAUGACAUACCAAUAUAUUGAAAAUAAAUCACAAUUAAUGAUUAUGAAAUAUUUUACAGAACCACAAUCAAAUCUUGGAACAAAAGUAACAUUUGAAAUAUUAAAAGAAUACCUUGCUUCUAUGAAGAAAGAUAAAUUAAGUCCUGUUAUAGUUUCUAAUUUUUGUAAAAUGUUUGUAGUUCAUUAUGAUAGAUUAGUUUUUAAUAAUUUAAUGAAACAAAAAAGUAUUGCAGCAGAGAUAACUUUUUAUAUUAAAUGUCAAAUUGCUGCAUUUUGUGAAUUACUUAGAGAUUAUUCAAAUGAUAAUUAUGAAGAAGAUUUUAUUUUAUUAAAGUCAUUAUGUGAUUUAGCAGUUGUUUCAUUAGAAGUUAUUUCAGCACAAGAUUUAGUUAAUUCAAUUUGUCCAAAUAUUUCUUUUAACCAAAUAUUUACUAUUAUUUCAAAGAUUGAACCACCUGUAAACAUUGUUGCAUUAAAUAGAUUAAAAAAGGAAGUAACUAAUAUUAAAGAUAAACCUCAAGCUUCUACAGAUGAAAAUGAAUUAAUACAAUUACAAUUAAAUGAUAUAUUUUCAUUCUAG
Entamoeba dispar SAW760 is the source of this 1506-nucleotide messenger RNA. RefSeq lists its product as uncharacterized. NCBI's taxonomy places the organism in Eukaryota, Evosea, Mastigamoebida, Endamoebidae. The record is from RefSeq and is a predicted model, not a curated record. Bases 1 to 1506 code for a protein of 501 amino acids. The transcript has a single exon.